Hyaloscypha bicolor E is the source of this 1960-nucleotide messenger RNA. RefSeq names its product HET-domain-containing protein. The transcript has a single exon. Bases 384 to 1727 code for a protein of 447 amino acids. Lineage: Eukaryota; Fungi; Ascomycota; Leotiomycetes; Helotiales; Hyaloscyphaceae. The record is from RefSeq and is a predicted model, not a curated record.
CACUCGCAGCCAAUUCCUCUGCUGGAUCGAGCCAGCUCGCUAAGUUUGUGGGACUCUGGAGUUGCAGCUACCGAUGAGCGAAGGGAGGAAUCUCAAAGGGUCGCGAGGGUUGGCUCACGAGUACAUCCAGCACAGAUCAUUCGUCCUGCCAAUCCCAAGUUCUUCCCGAUUGUUGCGAUAUCUCGUAUUGCAAUUCCUGUCAGUCUUUCGGUACUUGGCUCAAUGUGCAAGAGGCCUUUAUUCUAUCAGUGGCAGAGGACUUCAGCCACCCUCGUAAGUUUGGGGUCGGUAAGUACCUGAAAAUCCCGGACCUGAGGUUCUCCCACCACAAGACUCCUGCCGAUUUAUGUAGGGCGUCCAACGAUGGAUGCUCGUUGUGUAAAAUGAUCACUAGUACGUGGCAAAGAAAGAAAUCUCUGCUGCAAUAUGACGAGGAGGGUUCAGAAUUUAGACCAUUUGUUUUCAAACUGAGCUUGGAUAGCGACUGUUGCUGGGGAUUUUGUUGUAGUGGUGAAGACUGGAAUUUGCGCACGCAAUUUGAAUUGUACGAAUUUGGGGAUCCCGAUCUACCGGAGGCAUUUGAUGCGGAGAGAGCAAUCACGGGAAUAUGGAUAAGCCGCCAGCACUUGGGUGAUUAUACACUGUCCGAAAGUACGGGCAAGAUCAUGGAGAGGUGGGUGCAAGAGUGUUUGGACUCUCACGAGGAAUGUAGGCAUACCUUGAUGGGUGGGUAUUCACCAACCAGACACAUUGAUGUUGGUCCCAAGGAUGACUUGAAAGAGCUGUCUUUCGUAGAGGCUGGAGAAUUGCCAUUUGAUCGGCUACUUGGCAUCCCCCCAGAUUCUCAUAAGGAAACCAACCCUCAAACCGGUCAAACAGAAGAGGCUCCUACAUCCUUACGUUACGCAACUUUAAGUCAUUGUUGGGGCGGGACCCAACACAAUCAAACCACCAUGAAUACUUUGAACUAUCGGAAGCGAUCAAUCCCCCUCUCUUCCUUGAACCAGACUUUUAGAGAUGCCAUCAACGUGACGCGAAGUCUCGGUCUCCAAUACCUUUGGAUCGACUCUCUCUGUAUCAUUCAAGACUCACCUUCGGACCAGACUCGAGAGUCGGCAAAAAUGUGCUCUGUCUACAGGAACGCCAUACUCAAUAUUGCAGCAACGUCUGCUGCGAACGGUUAUGAGUUGUUUUUAAAUACCCGACCAAUAUCCAUUCAAGUCCCCCACAUGUACCAAGUGGGUGAGAAACAUCCGUCACCUUCCAAUGCUAUCUGGAUUCGACCCAGAGCUGACAGUGACUCCUCUUCUUUGGGGAGAAACACGCUGUCGCGUAGAGCUUGGUGCUACCAAGAGGAAAUUCUGGCUCCACGGACUCUUAGUUUUGGUCAAUCCCAAGUCACAUUUGAAUGUCGAGAAACUCGUCGCCUCGAGACGACCCCGGACCUUGGUAUCCAACGAAGGAUAUUAGACAGCAACCCAAAACUAAAGUUCACCUCUCAACUGCGACGAGAAGAUUUCACCAGAGAUCUGUGGAUCGAAGCAAUGAAGUUGUGGCAUGGUAUGGUAAUCUCAUACUCCAGAAGGGAACUCAGCCUCGCAAAGGACAAUUACCACCAAUCUCAGGCCUGGCAGCUCGAUUUGGGUCUCGCACAAAAGAUCGCUACCUUGCUGGCCUAUGGAGCGGUAAUCUUCCUUGCAGGCUUUGCUGGCGGGCAAGCGGUAUGAUACAGAGCUUCAAAGUGACGCCAUAUAAGGCCCCGAGUUGGUCCUGGGCGUCUCAAAACAGCUGGGUGGAUUACGAUUGGUUCGAUUAUUUUAGUGAGCGCAAGCUCGUUUGGGACGUCCGGGUUCUGGAUUAUGGUAUCGAAUGUCUAUCUGAUGAUGUUUAUGGGCAAGUUAAAGGGGGUUACAUCUCCUUGGAGGGAAGAAUGAUAGAGCUCCAGAUCGAUAAAGACCAC